CGCAUUUGGAGUUCAUUUCGCGUUGUUAUUCGAAUUCGAAAUCGAAACCCGACGCCAGUUAUUACAUACAGAAAAUAAAAUUCAAAAAGAAAAAAACAGAAAGAAAAUAUACUUCCAUCUUUAGCUUCCUCUCUCUCUAACCCUAUCGAUACCAGAGAAGAAGUGGAAGAAGAAUAAGGGAAGUAAUCGAUGAGAGAGCAGCUGCUGGUGGUUUAAGUGUAAGCAGCUGUUGAAACGAAGACGGUUUUAAUGGAACUCAAGCUUGAACAGCAGCUCAAGGAGGUUGGAUCGAAGCUCGAGACCCCUCCUUCUACCAAAGACGCUCUUGUUAAGCUCCUAAAGCAAGCUGCUACAUGCCUUUCUGAGACAGAGCAAUCACCUUCAGCUACUGUAAUGGAGUCAAUGCAACCUUUCCUUGAUGCAAUUGUGAAGCCAGAAUUGCUGAAGCAUCAAGAUAAUGAUGUUAAGCUUCUGGUUGCAACCUGUAUUUGUGAGAUAACACGUAUUACUGCACCUGAAGCUCCUUACAAUGAUGAUGUUCUAAAGGAUAUAUUUCACUUGAUUGUAGGCACCUUUAGUGGGUUAAGGGAUACUACUGGUCCAUCAUUUGGAAGGAGAGUUGCUAUCUUGGAGACCCUUGCCAAAUAUAGGUCAUGCGUUGUGAUGUUGGAUCUGGAAUGUGAUGAUCUGGUGAAUAAACUGUUCAGUGCAUUCUUUACUGUUGCCAGUGAUGAUCAUCUAGAAAGUGUAUUAUCAGCUAUGCAGACAAUAAUGGUUGUUCUCAUAGAAGAAAUUGAGGAUGUUCGGGAGGAUCUCUUGCUUGUCAUAUUAGCUGUAUUAGGACGAAAUAGAUCUGAUGUUUCUUCAGCUGCAAGGAGACUUGCCAAGAAUGUAAUAGAGCAGUGUGCUGUAAAACUUGAAGCUGGAAUAAAGCAGUUCCUUGUAUCAUCAAUGUCAGGAGAUAACAGGUCGUCGAAUAGUCAAAUUGAUUAUCAUGAAGUCAUAUAUGAUGUUUACUGUUGUGCUCCUCAGAUCUUAUCAGGAAUUAUCCCUUACCUUACUGCGGAACUAUUGACUGAUCAGCUCGAAGUUCGUUUAAAAGCAGUGUUGUUAGUUGGAGAUCUGUUUGCUCUGCCAGGCUCUUCCAUCAGCGGAGCGUUUCAGCCAAUCUUUUCAGAGUUUUUGAAAAGGUUGACUGAUAGGGCAGUAGAAGUCCGAAUGUCUGCCCUAGAACGUGUCAAAAGCUGUCUUUUAUCAAAUCCUUUCCGAGCUGAGGCUUCUCAAAUAAUCUCUGCUCUCUGUGAUCGACUAUUGGACUAUGAUGAGAAUGUCCGCAAACAAGUAGUUGUUGUGAUUUGCGAUGCGGCAUGUCAUGCCGUGAAUUCUGUCCCUGUUGAAACUAUAAAACUAGUUGUGGAGCGUCUUCAAGACAAAUCUCUACUUGUUAAGAGAUAUACCAUGGAGAGAAUGGCCGAGAUUUUCAGGGUUUAUUGUGUGAAGUCUUCUGAUGGCUCAUUCAGUCCCGGUGAAUUUGAUUGGAUUCCUGGGAAGAUUUUGAGAUGUUUUUAUGAUAGGGAUUUCAGGUCAGAUAAAAUUGAAUCUGUUCUUUGUGGGACCAUGUUCCCAUCAGAGUUCUCAGUAAAAGAAAGAGCUAAAGCUUGGGUCAGAGUAUUCUCUGUAUGUGACAAAGUAGAGGUGAAAGCUCUUGAGAAAAUAUUGGAGCAGAAGCAACGGUUACAACAAGAGAUGCAGAGGUAUCUUUCCCUCAGGCAGAUGCAUCAGGAUGGUGAUGCUCCUGAAUUCCAAAAAAAAGUUCUGUUUUGCUUCCGUAUCAUGUCUCGCUCAUUUGCUGAGCCUUCUAUGGCUGAGGAGAGUUUUCAGAUACUCGAUCAAUUGAAAGAUGCCAAUAUCUGGAAGAUUUUAACAAAUCUCCUUGAUGCUAACACUGGUUUCCAUCAAGCUUGUACUGGUCGGGAGGAUUUGCUUAAAAUACUCGGUGACAAACACCGGCUUUAUGAUUUUCUGGGCAAUCUCUCUGUUAAGAGUUCUUUUCUACUUUUCAACAAAGAGCAUGUGAAAGAAAUUCUGUUGGACGCUUCCACACAUAAAUCUGCUGGAAAUACACAGUUUAUUCAAUCGUGCAUGGAUAUACUGGUGCUUCUUGCGCGCUUCAGUCCAAUGCUACUUGGUGGGGCUGAAGAAGAAUUAAUAAAUUUUCUGAAAGAUGAUAAUGAGAUAAUAAAAGAAGGUGCUUUGCACAUUUUGGCUAAGGCUGGGGGUACCAUCCGAGAACAGCUCGCAGUGUCAUCAAGUUCAAUUGACCUUAUGUUGGAGAGGCUCUGCUUAGAAGGUAGUCGAAGACAGGCCAAGUAUGCUGUGCAUGCCCUAGCAGCAAUAACGAAGGAUGAUGGGCUCAAGUCCCUUUCUGUCCUAUACAAGAGACUUGUGGACAUGCUGGAGGAGAAGAGACAUUUGCCUGCAGUGCUACAAUCUCUGGGAUGCAUAGCAGAGACUGCAAUGCCAGUUUUUGAAACCAGGGAGGGUGAAAUUGAAGAAUUCAUAAAAAACAAAAUUCUCAAACGUAGCAGUAAGGCAGAAGAUGAUACAAAAACAAGCUGGGAUGGCAUAAGUGAACCUUGUUUGUUGAAGAUAUAUGGGAUCAAGACACUGGUCAAGAGUUACUUGCCUGUUAAAGAUGCACAACUUCGUCCUGGCAUUGAUGGCCUUUUGGAGAUCCUGAGGAAUAUUCUUCUGUUUGGAGAAAUAUCAAAGGAUAUAGAAUCGAGUUCAGUUGAUAAGGCCCAUUUGAGACUUGCUUCUGCUAAGGCUGUUCUGCGGUUGUCAAAGCACUGGGAUCACAAGAUACCUGUUGAUAUCUUCCACCUGACUUUGAGGACACCGGAGAUCACUUUCCCCCAAGCGAGGAAACUGUUCCUAAGCAAAGUUCAUCAAUAUAUAAAGGACCGGCUUCUGGAUGUGAAGUAUGCCUGUGCCUUCUUAUUUGAUAUGACUGGGUUAAAGCCCCUUGAUUUGGAAGAGGAAAAGCAGAAUCUUGCUGAUAUUAUUCAAAUGCAUUACCAAGCAAAGGAACGACAACUCUCUGUACAAAGUGAUGGAAAUACCUCAGCUGCAUCUCCUGAGUACAUUCUGCCAUAUUUGGUCCAUGCCCUUGCUCAUCAUUCAUGUCCUGACACAGAUGAAUGCAAGGAUGUUAAAGCAUUUGAGACAAUAUAUCGGCAAUUGCACUUGAUUCUUUCUAUUUUGGUACGCAAAGAUGAAGACACAAAGUCAGAAUCUAGCACCAACAAAGAGAAGGAGAACAUAUCAGCAAUAGCUUAUAUCUUUGAAAGUAUCAAGCAUUCAGAGGAUGUAGUUGAUGCAGCAAAGUCAAAGAAUUCACAUGCUAUCUCUGAACUUGGCUUGUCAAUCACCAAGCGCUUAGCUCAGAAGGAGGAUGAUACACAAAGUUUCACUUCACCAGUUUCCCUGCCUCCAAUCCUUUACAAACCACGAGAGAGGAAAGAAGGGGAUGAUUCUCUGGCAACUGAGGGAAAAACAUGGUUGGCUGAUGAGAAUGUCUUGACUCAGCUUGAAUCACUUCAUCUAGAAAAUGAUGACAAAAUUAAUUCAGAUAUUGCUGAGGAUGUGGUUCUAAAAGACAGUGAAAGAGAAGCAAAUGAGGUUCCCCUUGGCAAAAUGAUAAAACGCUUAAAAUCUCCAAGCACCAAGGUUGGCAAGGUUAAAAAGAACAAGUCUUUAUUAGCUAAAGCAAAAAAUGCUGAAAGUGAUGUUGAUAUCCUGAAGAUGGUCAGGGAAAUAAAUUUGGAUAAUAUGGGACUAGCUAGUAAGUUUGAAUCAAGCAAUGGUCAUAAACAUAUUCCAAGUAGAAAAUCAAAGUCAGAAUCGGAGCAUAAAAAAUCUAAAAAAAUAAAGGCUAUUGAUGUUGCAUCUGUUCCAGUACCUAAAAGACGGAGAUCAUCAUCUUUUCAUAGUGCAAGACUGUCUUCAAGCAAUUUAUUUAUUCCGUUAAGUGCUUCGGGAGAUGAUUCAAGCCCUGAUUCAAAAGAGAAGAAGCCUACCCGAAAACUAACGGUUGAAAAUGCUGACCCUGAUUUGCUGGUAUCAUGCAUGCGGAAGAAUAUAAGCUUCACACUGAAACAUAAAGGCAAACGCUCUGAUCUGGGUCACAAUAGCGAAAAUGAAGUUGAAGAAGAUGAUAAUCUGAAGGAAACUGAUAUAGUCAAUACAAAUAAUAGUUUCAAGGCUUCAACUGGAAGCAUGAGGAAGAGAAAAAGAAGAAGUGUUGCGGGGUUGGCAAAGUGCACAACAAAGAAAAGUGGAGUUGAUAAUGAAGAAUUAAUUAAUUGUAAAAUAAAAGUUUGGUGGCCCAUGGAUAAGCAGUUUUAUGAAGGCAUCAUAAAAUCUUAUGACCCUAUAAAAGGGAAACAUGUGAUAUUAUAUGAUGAUGGGGAUGUAGAAGUACUUCGUUUAGAAAAAGAGCGGUGGGAGCUUGCUGACAACAGUUGCAAACCUUUCAAGAAGUCAAACUCGUUGAAGCUUCCCCAGUCAACUAAAGUAUCACCUGCACAGAAAAGUAGAAGUUUAGGUAAUGUACAUUGGAACACGAAAUCAGAAAAGAUCAUUAAAGGAAAAAGAACUCCUAAGAAAAACUCAAAGUGCGUAAAAGAGCCUGAGGAGAAAGAUGAUUCUGAUGUAUCAAAUCUUGAACCCAUUGAGGAGUCUAAAGGAGAAGAGGCAAAACAAGGCGAACCCACUGAGGAAUCUGCAGGAGAAGAGGCAAAACAAGGUGAUUCACUUGGGGAACAUGAUGAAAGGGGAACAAAGCACUUGACAGAUGCAGAUGAAUCUGAUAAAGAAGUUAAAUCAGUUUCCAGAGAAAAGCACUUGGAGGACUCACUGGACAACAAAAAUCAAUUAGAGGAAUCUGAUGGAGAAGCAAAAUCAAAUUUUGAAGGUAAAGAUUUUGCAGAUGCUGAGAGCAUACCAAAAGAUGAUGCAGAAGAGAACUCCCAUUCAGGAGAUGGGGAAGAUGAAUCGGGUGAAGGCAUGCAAGAAGAAGAAAAUAAAGACAAAUCAGACUCUGAAAGGACUCAAGAUGAAGACAUUGAUGGGACUAUACAGAGAAAUUCAAAGAAAGCACGUAUCAAAUCAACUCCUUCCAAUGCAGAAGAUGCUGAGAUAUCUGACAAUGAGCCUCUUAGCAAAUGGAAGCAUAAGGUACAAAAAUCAGCAUCAAGAAAAGCAAGAUAAGCAGUCAAGACUGAAAGCUUUGGUUCUUGAGUAGAUUUUUACGCAUUAUGUUUAGGUGGUUGCAGCUGGCAGAAGACGAAGAAGAUGAAAGCCAUUUAAUGUUGUAAACAGUAAGUAAUAAAUUUGGGAAAGUGGUUAGCCUGAUCACAUAUCAGUGUAAAGUAAGAGUAGGCAUUUCCAUAUGGUUAAGUAGGAAUAUUAAUCUGAAUGUCUUUGUAAUUGCAUUGGAUUAGUGGUAGAACUUGGAAGAAUGGUUAAUGGGGGUGUAGCGUAGUCCAUCUUUUCUAACCAUCUGGAUUGAUACAAGAUUAGAUAGAUAGGUCAUUCUGUACAGUUUAUAGUUGGGGUAACUGUUGUUUGUUGCAUAUUCUUGUUUGACUUUUGACAUCCAUUUAAAUUAUAUAGUUGACUUCCUAGUUUGUUCUUCUUC
Messenger RNA from Manihot esculenta (cassava), 5701 nucleotides. RefSeq names its product sister chromatid cohesion protein PDS5 homolog A. The record is from RefSeq and is a predicted model, not a curated record. Lineage: Eukaryota; Viridiplantae; Streptophyta; Magnoliopsida; Malpighiales; Euphorbiaceae. The transcript has 33 exons. Gene Ontology annotation, cellular component: nucleus; chromatin. Gene Ontology annotation, biological process: DNA repair; mitotic sister chromatid cohesion. Bases 250 to 5271 code for a protein of 1673 amino acids.